GGUAGGUUUCGGGCUGCGUGGGGACGGCGGGUUCGGGUCUGGGGUGGACGCCACCAGCCGGAUCUUGGCGGCCAGAAAACAAGUCCCUGCCGGUCUUCAGGACCCGGCAGCAGCCAGCGGGGCCGAAGCCAGGGUGCACAGCCCGGAGGCCGGGGCUGAGCAAGUGUCCGGGCCGGGGCGCGCCAGAUGAUGGAGCUGGAUGUCCUUCUAUGAAGCAGUGCCACAUGGUCCAAAGGCAAACAUGUACGGGCUACUGCCAUCGUAGAAAUCCAGGGCCCAGAAACGGCUCUGCUUUGGGGAAUCAGGUGAGGUGCGACCCAGGAACAAGAAGCAUACCCUCACCAAUGACAUCAUGACAGCAAGAGAGCACAGCCCUCGCCAUGGUGCCAGGGCCCGUGCGAUGCAGCGGGCUUCUACCAUUGAUGUGGCGGCCGACAUGGUGGGCCUCUCUCUGGCAGGAAAUAUCCAAGACCCAGAUGAGCCCAUUUUAGAAUUCAGCUUAGCUUGCAGUGAGCUGCAUACUCCAUCGCUAGAUCGAAAACCAAAUAGUUUUGUGGCUGUGAGCGUCACCACCCCUCCGCAGGCAUUCUGGACAAAGCAUGCGCAGACGGAGAUCAUCGAGGGAACCAACAACCCUAUCUUUCUAAGCAGCAUUGCCUUCUUUCAAGACUCCCUUAUCAAUCAGAUGACCCAGAUUAAGCUGUCCGUGUACGAUGUCAAAGACAGAUCUCAGGGAACAAUGUACUUACUGGGCUCUGGAACAUUCGUAGUCAAAGAUCUGCUCCAGGACAGGCAUCACAGAUUGCAUCUGACACUGAGAUCUGCAGAGAGUGACCGAGUUGGUAACAUAACUGUGAUCGGCUGGCAGAUGGAAGAAAAGUCAGACCAACAGCCCCCUGUGACCCGGUCACUGGACACUGUCAAUGGAAGGAUGGUUCUGCCCGUUGAUGAGAGCUUGACCGAGGCCUUGGGAAUCCGAUCCAAAUAUGCUUCUUUGCGAAAAGACAGCUUACUGAAAGCGGUGUUUGGUGGUGCCAUCUGCCGCAUGUACCGCUUCCCAACUACUGAUGGCAACCACCUACGGAUCCUGGAACAGAUGGCAGAGAGCGUCCUCUCCCUGCACGUGCCUCGGCAGUUUGUGAAGCUACUGCUGGAAGAAGAUGCAGCCAGAGUAUGUGAGUUGGAAGAGUUGGGGGAGCUGUCCCCUUGCUGGGAGAGCCUCCGGCGCCAGAUUGUCACCCAGUAUCAGACUAUCAUUCUCACCUACCAGGAGAAUCUGACCGACCUCCAUCAGUACAAAGGUCCUUCGUUUAAAGCAAGCAGUUUGAAAGCAGAUAAAAAGUUAGAAUUUGUUCCCACAAACCUGCACAUACAACGGAUGCGAGUUCAAGACGACGGAGGCUCAGAUCAGAACUACGAUGUCGUCACUAUUGGAGCCCCAGCAGCACACUGCCAAGGUUUUAAGUCAGGAGGUCUUCGAAAAAAGCUGCACAAGUUUGAAGAGGCCAAGAAGCAUACAUCUUCUAGCUGCCAGUCCAUAAUCUACAUACCACAGGACAUCGUCCGAGCCAAGGAGAUCAUUGCCCAGAUCAACACCCUGAAAACCCAAGUUAGCUACUAUGCAGAACGGCUCUCAAGGGCUGCGAAGGACAGGUCUGCCACUGGCCUUGAGAGGACUCUCGCCAUCUUGGCAGACAAGACUCGGCAGUUGGUGACUGUCUGUGAUUGUAAGCUGCUGGCCAACUCCAUCCAUGGGCUGAAUGCAGCACGGCCUGACUACAUUGCGUCCAAGGCCUCCCCUACCUCGACUGAGGAGGAACAGGUGAUGCUUCGGAAUGACCAGGACACCCUCAUGGCCAGGUGGGCAGGGAGGAGCAGCCGGUCUUCCCUGCAGGUGGACUGGCAUGAGGAGGAGUGGGAGAAAGUGUGGCUGAAUGUGGACAAGAGCCUGGAGUGCAUCAUUCAGCGGGUGGACAAGCUGCUGCAGAAGGAGCGUCUGCAUGGGGAGGGCUGCGAGGACGCUUUCCCCUGUUCAAGCACCUGUUCCAGCAAGAAAGAUUGCAGCCCCCCUCCUGAAGAGUCCAGUCCAGGUGAGUGGAGUGAGGCUCUUUACCCUCUGCUGACCACCCUCACAGACUGUGUGGCCAUGAUGAGCGACAAGGCCAAGGCGGCCAUGGUCUUCCUGCUCAUGCAGGACAGUGCCCCGACCAUCGCUUCAUACCUCAGCCUGCAGUAUCGCCGUGACGUCGUCUUCUGCCAAACUCUGACAGCCCUCAUCUGCGGCUUUAUCAUCAAGCUGAGGAACUGCCUGCACGACGGUGGCUUCCUGCGGCAGCUCUAUACCAUCGGGCUUCUGGCCCAGUUUGAGAGCCUGCUGAGUACCUAUGGAGAGGAGUUGGCCAUGUUGGAGGACAUGAGCCUUGGAAUCAUGGACCUGAGGAAUGUGACCUUCAAAGUCACUCAGGCCACAUCGAAUGCAUCAAGUGACAUGCUGCCAGUCAUCACAGGAAACCGGGAUGGCUUUAACGUGCGAAUCCCUCUGCCAGGCCCACUGUUUGACUCCCUCCCCCGAGAGAUCCAGAGCGGCAUGCUGCUGCGGGUGCAGCCUGUCCUCUUCAACGUGGGCAUCAACGAGCAGCAGACACUGGCCGAGAGGUUUGGAGAUACAUCCUUACAAGAAGUUAUCAAUGUGGAGAGCUUGGUGCGGUUAAAUUCCUACUUUGAGCAGUUUAAGGAGGUUCUGCCGGAGGACUGUCUACCUCGAUCUCGGAGUCAGACCUGCCUUCCAGAGCUGCUGCGGUUUCUGGGACAGAAUGUCCAUGCACGCAAGAAUAAGAAUGUGGACAUCCUCUGGCAAGCUGCUGAGGUCUGUCGCCGCCUUAAUGGGGUCCGAUUCACCAGUUGCAAGAGUGCCAAGGACCGCACAGCCAUGUCGGUGACCCUGGAGCAGUGUCUGAUCCUGCAGCAUGAGCACGGCAUGGCCCCGCAGGUCUUCACACAAGCCCUGGAGUGCAUGCGCAGUGAGGGUUGUCGGCGAGAAAACACAAUGAAGAAUGUUGGAAGUCGCAAAUAUGCAUUUAACUCCCUGCAGCUGAAGGCCUUCCCCAAGCAUUACAGGCCUCCAGAAGGGACUUACGGAAAAGUUGAGACAUGAACACACGGUUUCCUCUAAUUAGCUGUUACGUAAUCAAUGUGGGUCCCUGUAGUGUCACAUACGAUUCUUCAAGAAGACCUGAAGGAUUGCUUUUUAUUUUUGUGUUUUUAAAGACAUGUCACUGAAGAGUCUGUGGAGCAUGAUUUUGUGCUGGAAUCUGUAGGGUCACGUGUGGGUCAGUAGUGUGGAUAGUAACGGCUGCUCUCAACAGCUUUCAGCUGUCACUAGACAGUUAAUGUCAUAGUUCCUAGAUGCCAGCUAGGUCUGCCUAAAACUCCAGCAGACUUUUUCAGAUAUCCACUUAGGCACUGCUCGUCCUGUUCAUUUCUCAGUUCAGUAACUCACAAGUGAACACUAACUUAAAAUCUACUUUCAAAAAUACUGAAUAUAAAACAGGAAGUACCUACCCCCUUACACUUCAGGUCCCAGGCAGAGCAGUAGAUGUUAACUUAGCUUGGGGGAAAGAACCUCCAGGCCAUGAGAGAGGCUGGUUCUAGUGGCCCUCAAAGGCCACCACUCUGUGAAACCCAAAGUGGAAGGAAAGCUUGGUUGGUCACACCAGGAGCUCACACACCCAGAACCACACUGUUCCUGCCCUCACAAGUCAUAGAUGAGGCUCUGCUUGAGAUGUAAAGCCAGCUGUGAGGUCCUGGACUCCGACCCCCACCCCGGCACCCCUGUAUGCUCCAUGUAUGCUUAGCUCUACCCCACAGGGUGUAUCUCCCUUUGUUCUCUGGCAGUCAGGACCUUCAAUAUGGUUUGUCAGGUGUCUGGGAGACAACUCUCCAGAUGGGAAUUUAGAGCCAGAGAGACAGUAGAAACUUAAAUAUUUUCAGAAUAAAUGUUGAGGGAGCUUUCUAAUAGUCUUCUAGAAGACCGUAAAUCAUGUUUGAAUGUCUAGAGAAAGCGUCUUAGUUUCUGGUCUGCAAUAAUGGUUAUGGUCCCCCUCCUGUUUCACAGCUAUUGAGAAACAGUUAAAACUGUCCCCUACCUUGAGAGUCUGAGAGGAGGUUAUGGGACAGGAACUCGAGGGAUUUUAUAGACAGUUCAUUCUGCUCAUCUUUUACGAGGUGGCGAUGAGCCUUAUCUGCACAUGGCAGAUUUUUUUUCCUUAGAGAUUUACAUGUUCUGUAAGUUCUGUUCAUCGUAAUUCUGUUUACACAUUAUUUAAAAGGCCGUAAAAAAGUGUAUAUGGACUGUAUUCAUGAUACUGAUCCUGAUGAUUCGUGACCACCGUGGCAUUCUUAAAGAAGCCCAGCUAACUUUCUUUUGGCUCCUUCAGAGACAGGUCACAGCUUGGAUCUGGGACAUUUGAGGCAUAGACAGGACUAGUCUUGGCAAGAGACAGGGAGGGUGCAGGCAUCCCUCUACCAGUGUGCAGACAGCCUCCUGUCUCCUGGUGCCUGCUGGGAGGAGGAUGUACUCUGCUAAGGGGUGGUGUAGCUCGCUGCCCCACCCUCCAGGCAGGGCACUGUGGAAGGUGAGUGGCCGGAAGUUCUCUUCACCCAACCCUCCACUCAGGUCUGCUCUGCUGCCAUCAGUUGUCCUGAAGCCUCAGGCCCUGAUCAGGCCUGGUUAAAGGUGGCUGAGUCUCAGUGCGGCUGGCUGAGCCUUUUAACUCCUGGUUGGUUCACUUACUCUUAGGUUUUAGGUUUUUUUAUUUGUUUUUUUUUUUUCUCAUUUUGACAUCACUGCCUUUUAAAAGUAUUUCUUCAGAUUUUAGAAUUAAAUGUUUCCUGUGUUCUCCAGCUUUCCUUUCUGUCCAAAGGGCAUUUGACCGUCCACACUUACAAAGGGAACAGGCGAAGCUGACUCAUCUGUUGGCUUCUGCAUGUGAAUUACUUUCUCAGUUUCUGUUUUAUAAUAUGAAUCACUGUAAAACUCUAAGACUUGGCUAAUCACAGAAAAGAUUGUGGCUUCAGUGUUUUCUCUGAAGGCAUUGUAACUGGUUUCCAGAGCAUCACACAUGCCCCGGAAGGAUCCUCUCACACAGAAUGGGCUCAGCAAGCUCCUGGGCUGUGCACAGGGGGCCGAGUUGUUCCCUGUAGGAGGAAAACAGUUUUACAGACGGCCCAUCCAGCGUCUACCCCCAUUUAAAAGGAAUGCGCAGUCUCUGGACAGCUGGGAAUGCCGUGCGGAUCCUGUCAGAGCUCCUGCAGCACAGCUGCCUUUACUGUCCUUUAAAGAUGUAAAAAUGUUGUACAGUACUGUUUUAUCUCCCGACACUUGUAUUUGCUCAGCUUACUGCAUUUAAAUACUUUUAUUUAUUUAUUUGUUUGGGACAGUAUUAAUAUAUAUGAACAUAUAGUCACUGUUUUAUAUAUUCUUAGCUUAUUCAAAGCCAUGUAUGCUGUAAAUGUGCUUGGCUUUAGAAUGGUAAAUAAUAAAAACUGACAAGAACAUUAAACUCA
This is a messenger RNA of Grammomys surdaster, 5565 nucleotides long. It is a transcript of the gene Inpp4a, whose product is annotated as inositol polyphosphate-4-phosphatase type I A. The transcript has 25 exons. The record is from RefSeq and is a predicted model, not a curated record. Lineage: Eukaryota; Metazoa; Chordata; Mammalia; Rodentia; Muridae. Gene Ontology annotation, cellular component: cytoplasm. Gene Ontology annotation, molecular function: phosphatidylinositol-3,4-bisphosphate 4-phosphatase activity. The coding region runs from base 353 to 3154 and encodes 933 amino acids.